Chilo suppressalis (striped riceborer) is the source of this 8719-nucleotide messenger RNA. Lineage: Eukaryota; Metazoa; Arthropoda; Insecta; Lepidoptera; Crambidae. The record is from the annotation of a GenBank genome assembly.
CUCAAAGCGAUCAAUUGUUUCAUUGGUGUUUUCCUUUUAAUAUAUCUCUUGUUUGCCCGUGCAAGGUGGAUAUAUAACAGAUGGUGUUGUGAUAAAAAAACUUAGUGAGCGAGUAGUCGUCAUGCCUUUAAUAUUAAUUUUCUUGGGGCUGGUGACUCACUCGUUGGGCGUCAGUUUGGUCAAAGAACCUUCAGAUUGCGAAUCUCAAGGCGAACCUAAGUGCCCAGCCAACGAACAGUUCGUGAAUUGUAAAGUCGAAUGUCCGAAUAGCUACUGCCCAGUCAGGGAUGGACGAGGCAUCCUUAUAUGCGACCCGCCACGCCCUUGCCCUUCGGGUUGUACUUGUAAGGCCGGAUACCUGCGCAAGAGUAGACAGGAGCCUUAUUGCAUAGAAGCUUCCACGUGCCCUCCGGUGAACUGUACGAGACCGAACGAAAUAUGGAAUCCAAGUCCUCCGAAUUGUCUCCGCGAGAGGUGCGCAGACGCUUUCAAGCCACAAGAGCCUUGCGACCGUCCUUAUCGCGAUUACGUUCCGAAAUGCGUCUGCCAAUACGGAUAUUAUAGAAACGAAUCGGAUAUCUGUGUGCCUCUUCACGAAUGCAAAAAACCAAAAUGCAAAGAUCCUCAUGCUGUGAUCAACUAUAACCCUUGGCCUUGUCGUCCUACUUGUGCCAAGCCAAACACCAGGGACUGCAAUAAGCCAUUCGUUGCAGCCGGCUGUGUAUGCGACAAUGGCUACGUUCUGUCUACGGAGAACGGCACAUGUAUCAAAGUGGAAGAGUGCCCUUGUGGAGACCCAUGCGCGCCAAAUGCCACCUUAUCAAAUUUCAUAACUUCAUGCCCCUACGAGUACUGUCCCAGAGAGGACACCAGACUCUACCCUUGUGAUCCGGUAGUGCCCAGUCCAACUGGUUGCGCUUGCAAGGCCAACUAUAAAAGACUUAACUCUGAUCCAGAUAAAUGUGUCUUAGCUACUGAUUGCCCGUUCGUUUGUCCGAUACCUCGGGAAUGCAGACCCACAUGCGCAAACCCGAAUCCACCGUCAUGCUUCGAUAUGAUGCCUGCAAGUCUGGGUCUAACAGACCCAGUCGAAAUGUCUGGGAACGUUGACGGAUGCCAGUGUCAAAAAGGCUACAUUCUUUCCGAUCCAAAUGGCAAAUGCAUCAAGAUAGAAGAGUGCCCACAAAACCAGAGCUGCAAUGGUGAUCCUAACGCCGUAGUCAAAACUUGCCCCUGGCCUUGUCCUUCGACAUGCGCUCGACCAAAUACAGUUUUAUGCUAUAAAGCAUGUUUGCCAGUAGGCUGCCAAUGCAAACCGGGUUACAUACUCACAGAAGAAAACGGACAAUGCGUACUGCCAAAGGAUUGUAAAGGUGGAGACCCGUGCGGGCCAAAUGGAACAUUUUCCGAUUGCUCAACCCGUUGUCCAGAACUGUAUUGUCCUAAAAACGACGAUCGGGUACAACCUGUAUGUGAUCCUAUCUAUCCAUGCCCUCCUGGAUGCGUGUGCAAGAUUAACCAUCGGAGACUCAGCUACGAGGACGAAAGAUGCAUAGUUUCUUCAGAAUGCCCGCCAGUAAAUUGUACAAGGCAGAACGAAGUUUGGGCUCCAUGUCCGUCAGAUUGCUUAGCAGAAUACUGUGAGAACGUGAAUGAUCCACCGGUUGUUUGCAAUACACUACUGUUGAAUUGUCAACCGAAGUGCGUAUGCGCUGAGGGUUACUUUAGAAACAGCACCACCGAUCUGUGUGUCCCAGCCAACGAAUGUGCGAACUAUAAUAAUCCAUGUCGAUCGCCUUGCGCUCCAACUUGCGCUGAACCAAACCCUCAAGGAUGUAAAAGUCCUCAGAGGUGCUGUAAAGAGGGCUACAUUCUAUCCGAACGAAACGGCAAAUGCAUCAAGAUCGAAGACUGUCCAAAACAAAUCGGCUGCAAUGGUGACCCCAAUGCAGUGGUAAAGAAAUGCCCCGCCCCUUGUCCGUCCACUUGCGACCAUCCCGAACCGAUACCUUGUAAGAAGAUGUGCUUGGAAGUGGGCUGCGAAUGUGCACCAGGCUACUUAAAAUCUAAUGGAAAAUGCAUUCCUGCUAAUCAAUGUCCAGGCGGAGAUCCAUGUGGCCCAAACGGAACAUACGUAGAAUGCGCGUACCGCUGUCCAAACCAGUUCUGUCCUAAAGACGACAGCCGAUUACAAAUAGCUUGCAAACCACCUCGAGACUGCCCACCCGGAUGCGCUUGCAAACUCAACCAUAAACGGUUGAGUUACGAAGACGACAGGUGUAUUGUGUCCACAGAUUGUCCGCCAGUAGAAUGUACGAGACCUAAUGAGGUUUGGUCAGCAUGCCCGACUGAAUGUCCCGUAGACUAUUGUGAGAACGUGAACGAUCCACCGAGCGUUUGCUAUACGCUAGUUUUGAAUUGUCAACCGAGUUGUAUAUGUGCUGAUGGAUACUAUAGGAACAGUAGCGGCAUUUGCAUACCAGCCAAGGAUUGCGAGGGCUUCAACCCUUGUCUAUCAAAAUGCUCACCAACUUGUGCCGUACCGAACCCACCUAACUGCGGCUGCCUAUCUCAAUUUAAAUGCUGCAAGGAUGGCUACAUUCUUACAGAGAGAAACGGCACUUGCGUCAAAAUUGAAGAUUGUCCUAAUACGAGUUGUGGCAAGAAUGAAAAAUAUGUAGUUAACAGUAACGAAUGCAGGAAAACGUGCGCGAACAAUGAAGGAUACAAACCUGGGGACGUUUGCAAGCCAAUCACGGGGUGCAUCUGCAAACCAGGUUAUGUGAGGACCAACGAUGGCGGAACUGGCCCUUGUAUUCCAGAAAAUGAAUGCCCUUCCGAAUGCCCUGUAUCUAAGGAAUGCAGGCCUACAUGUGCAUCACCCAAUCCACCAAACUGUCCUGCCUGUCAGCCAGCUGAAAGCAAUAUUGACGGCUGCCAGUGCCAAGAAGGAUAUAUCCUUUCUGAAGCUGGAGGGAAAUGUAUCAGAGUGGAGGAAUGUCCAAGGGAAAUCGGUUGUAACGGUGACCCUAAUGCAGUGGUGAAAUCAUGUCCCAAUCCAUGUCCAUCUACAUGCAAGCAACCCCAGAACUUGGGUUGUAAGCUGCCUUGUUUAAACGUAGGCUGUGAAUGUGCACCAGGGUAUCUGAAGUCUAGUUCUUGCGGAAAGUGCAUUCAGGCGACUCAAUGUCCAGGCGGUGACCCGUGUGGACCAAACGGCACAUUUGUACAAUGCGCCUUCCGUUGUCCCGACCAGUAUUGUCCCCGGAACGAUGGGCCCCAACCUGUUUGUAUGCCACCACUUCCUUGUCGUUCCGGGUGCGCUUGCAAACUCAACCACAAACGGUUGAGUAACAAAGACAACAGGUGUAUCCUAACAACAGACUGCCCUCCUGUAAAUUGUACGAGACCGAAUGAAAUAUGGUCAUCCUGCCCAUCUGCCUGCCUCUCGGAAAGAUGUGAGAACGUGAACGAUCCACCGGUUGUUUGCAAUAGCCUUGUACUAAACUGUCAACCUAAAUGCAUAUGUGCUGAUGGCUACUAUAGGAACAGUAGCGGCAUUUGUAUUCCAGCUAAUAAAUGCAAGGGCUUCAAUCCUUGCCUGUCAAGGUGCACUCCGACUUGCCUCCAGCCGAAUCCACCUAAAUGUGGCAAACCCUCUCAAUAUAAGUGCUGCAAAAGUGGCUACAUACUUACAGAGCGAAACGGCACUUGUGUCAAAAAUGACUGUUGCCCUAAAAUAAAAUGCGGGAAGAAUGAAGUAGCAUCUGAUAGUAAAAUCAUAUGUCCGCCCCAAACUUGUGCGAGUAAAUACACUCUAUACAGAUGCAGGCCUGAUAUAAAACCGGAACCUGGUUGUAACUGUAUUAAAGGCUAUCUAAGGGAUCCCUCCGGCGUCUGUAUACCGAGCGAGCAAUGUCCACCAAUACUUCCUAUAUGUCAAGAAAAUGAAGUAGCCACUGACAAUCGCAUCAUAUGUCCACCGCAAACUUGUGAUAGUUUAUACAUAAAGUAUAAUUGCCUCUUCGAUAUAGCAAAACCGGAACCUGGUUGCGACUGCAUUAAGGGGUACCUGAGAAACUCCAGCGGUAUUUGUAUACCGAAAGAGAAAUGUCCACGAUUACCUCCAUCUACAUCAACAUGUGGAGAGAAUGAAGUAUUUUCAAAAAAUAAAAUCGUAUGUCCGCCCCAAACUUGCGAAAGUCGUUAUAUUAAAUACCGAUGCGUUCCUAAUAUCAAACCCGUACCUGGUUGCAAUUGCAUUGAAGGCUAUUUGAGAGACAAAAGAGGCAUUUGCAUACCAAGCAUAUUAUGCUCAAAACGACCUCCAAUAGUGCCAUUAUGCGGGAAAAAUGAAGUGUACUCUACUAAAAAGAUUACAUGUCCACCCCAAACUUGUGCCGGUAGAUUUGCUUUGUAUAAAUGCAACAUAUUGGCACCAACUAAACCUGGCUGCAACUGCAUCCCGGGCUACCUGAGGAAUGUUGAAGGCAUAUGCAUACCAAAAGACCAGUGUCCACCACCACCUCUUAAUUGUGGGCCAAAUGAAAUCGCAGCUAACGAGAAAAUCGAAUGCCCCCCACAAACCUGUGAAAGCAUAUACACUACGUACAAUUGCGAGCCUAGUUUGCCUAGACCUGGAUGCAAUUGCAUCAACGGUUAUCUGAGAAAUGCCUCAGGUAUCUGCAUUCCGAGCGAGAAAUGUUCCCUGCCACCAAAAGGAUGUAAGGGUGAUCCCAAUGCCACUACAAAGCGAUGCCCGAACCCUUGCCCAGCGACUUGUCAGAAUCCGAAUCCGACUGGAGUCUGUCCCAGGGCGUGUUUGGUGAUUGGUUGCGAGUGUAACCCAGGAUAUCUGUUGUCUAACGGAACAUGCGUCUUGCCUAAGGAUUGUCCAGGUGGUGUCUCAUGCCCAGCCAACGAACAGUACGUAGGAUGUAAGAUCGAUUGUCCCAACAAUUAUUGUCCAACGGACGACAAUCGUGGUAUUCUGAUAUGCGAUCCAGCUUUCCCGUGCCCAGGAGGAUGCGUGUGCAAGGGUGGAUAUUUGCGCAAGAGUUAUGAAGAGCGCAAUUGCAUCGAAUCCUCUAAGUGCCCUCCAGUGAAUUGCACGAGACCAAAUGAAGUUUGGAAUCCAAGCCCUCCAAAUUGUAUUCGAGCUACAUGCGAAGACAAGGACAAGGGACCGAAUGAUCCUUGUUACUUACCUUAUCUCAGUGGUGGUAGACCCCAAUGUGUUUGCCGAGAUGGUUACUAUAGGAACGGAUCGGAUAUCUGCAUACCUGCUAGUGAAUGCCCAUUCGUAUGCCCAAUUUCCUCAAAAUGCAGACCCACUUGUGCUGUGCCCAACCCUCAAAACUGUCCCGAUGCCCAGCCAGCAAAGAGCAAUAUCGAUGGUUGUCAAUGCCAAAGAGGUUACAUUCUUUCUAAUGAAAAUGGCAAAUGUAUCAGAAUAGAAGAAUGCCCAGAAAACCAAGGUUGCAACGGUGACCCUAAUGCAGUGGUAAAGGAAUGCCCUUCUGCUUGUCCGUCCACUUGUAGUAGCCCAGAUAACAAAAAUUGUAAGCGAGCUUGCGCGUCUGUCGGAUGCCAAUGUGCACCAGGCUAUCUGAGACCUGAUCCUGACGGGAAGUGCAUUCCUGUGGGUCAAUGUCCAGGUGGCGAUCCAUGUGGUCCAAAUUCCACAUUUGUAUCAUGUGCGUUCCGCUGUCCAAACCAAUACUGUCCUAAAGACGACAGCCGAGUACAAAUAGCUUGCAAGCCGGGACGCAACUGUCCAUCCGGAUGCGGUUGUAAACUCAACUACAAGCGGUUGAGUUACGAUGACGACAGAUGUAUCCUAUCAACAGACUGUCCCCCAGUAAACUGUACGAGACCGAAUGAGGUGUGGUCAUCGUGCCCAUCCGACUGCCUUGCGGAAGAAUGUGGGAACGUAAACGACCCACCGAGUGUUUGCAAUACACUCUUGUUGAACUGUCAACCUCAAUGUAUAUGUGCUGAAGGAUAUUAUAGGAACGGCAGUGGGAUAUGUAUACCAGCCAACGAAUGUGAGGGCUACAAUCCAUGUCUAUCAAAAUGCGCUCCAACUUGUGCUGAACCAAACCCACCGAAUUGUAACUAUCCGUUUGCGAACACUUGUUGCAAAGAUGGUUACAUUCUAUCCGAACGAAAUGGAAAAUGUAUCAGGAUUGAGGACUGUCCAAAAAAUAUAACUUGCAAUGGUGACCGUCAUGCUAUAGUAAAGAAGUGUCCAUUACCCAAUCCCCCUACAUGCGCUAAGCCUAGAAGUGAGAGGAGUGAAAAAAAAUGCGAACCUGUUGGUUGCGAAUGUGCACCAGGCUACAUAAGAUCUGAGGCUGGGGGCGAAUGCAUUCCGGCGACUAAAUGUCCAGGAGGUGAUCCAUGCGGUCCAAAUGGUACGUUCGUGUCAUGUUCAUUCCGCUGCCCAAAUCAGUAUUGUCCUAAGAGCGAAAGCCCCUUCCAGGUGGCUUGUAUGCCACCACUAAACUGCCCACCCGGAUGCGCUUGCAAAGCCAAUUAUAAACGGUUGAGCAGCUCAGAUGACAGAUGUAUCCUGGCUUCCGAUUGCCCUCCAGUGCAAAAGAAGUGUACGAAACCGAAUGAGAUUUUGGCAGCUUGCCCAACUCCUUGCGACGUAAACGAUUGUAAGAAUGUAAACGAACCACCAAGAGCUUGCAUCGCGGCUGUCAUAAACUGCCACCCACAGUGUAUAUGUACUAACGGUACAUAUAGGAAUAGCAAAGGAGAUUGUGUACCGGCUGAAAAAUGCGAGAACUACAAUCCUUGUUUAUCGGAAUGUGCUCCCACAUGUGCUGAGCCUAACCCGCCAGACUGUGAUCAUUACUCGGAGCAAAAGUGUUGCCGACAAGGCUGGAUCUUAUCCGAGCGCAGAGGCCGAUGCAUCAAAAUCGAAGAUUGCCCCAAAAAUAUAACUUGUAACGGCGAUCCCAACGCUGUAGUGAAACAAUGUCCGGCCCCGUGCCCUUCUACUUGUGACAGCCCAAAUCAAAUACCGUGCAGAAAAGCAUGCUUGCCAGUAGGCUGUGAAUGUGCUCCAGGUUACUUGAGAUUAGAUUACAACGGGAAAUGCGUUAAACCAGACGAGUGCCCAGGAGGUUACCCAUGUAAAAAGAACGAAGUUUUCGUGCCAUGCAGAAAUGAAUGCGAUUCCAGUUACUGCCCAAAAGACGAUAGCCGCGACGUAGAAAAAUGCAGCAAUGAUUUUUGUCUCUCUGGCUGCAUUUGUAAAUUUAAUUACAGAAGGAAGAAUUACGAUGACCGCACGUGUAUAGUGGCUUCGGAUUGUCCUCCUGUCAACUGUACCAGACCCAAUGAGGAGUGGUCAUCGUGCCCCAGCGCCUGUUUACAAGAAUCAUGCGAGGACGUCGGCAAGAAACCUGUUAUUUGUAACACUCUGUUACUGAACUGUCAACCUAAAUGUAUUUGUUGUGAGGGCUAUUACAGAAACUCUACCGGCAUAUGUGUAUCUCCAGAUGAAUGUCCAUCUCCUGUGAAAAAGAAAUGUACGAAACCGAAUGAGAUUUUGGCAGCUUGCCCAACUCCUUGCGACGUAAAUGAUUGUAAGAAUGUGAACAAACCACCAAGAGCUUGCAUCGCAGCUGUUAUAAACUGCCACCCGCAGUGUAUAUGUACUAAUGGGUACUAUAGAAAUAGUAAAGGAGAUUGUGUACCGGCUGAACAAUGCGAGAACUACAAUCCUUGUUUAUCGGAAUGCGCUCCUACUUGUGCCGAGCCUAACCCGCCAGACUGUGAUCCUUUCUCACAAAAAAAAUGUUGCAAACAAGGCUGGAUCUUAUCCAAGCGCCGAGGCCGAUGCAUUAAAAUCGAAGAUUGCCCCAAGAAUACAACUUGUAACGGCGAUCCCAACGCAGUAGUGAAACUGUGUCCACCGCGUUGUCCUUCUACAUGUACCCGGCCAAAUGUGUCACCGUGUAAAAAAGUAUGCUAUCCAGUAGGCUGUGAAUGUGCUCCAGGUUACUUAUUAGGUGACAACGGGAAGUGCGUUAAACCAGAUGAGUGCUCAGGAGGUUACCCAUGUAAAGAGAACGAGGUUUUCGUGCCAUGCAGAACUGAAUGCGAGUCCAGUUACUGCCCAAAAGACGAUAGCCGCGACGUAGAAGAUUGCAGCAAUGAUUACUGUGUCUCCGGCUGCAUUUGUAAAUUUAAUCACAGAAGGAAGAGUUACGAUGACCACACGUGUAUAGUGGCUUCAGAUUGUCCUCCUGUCAACUGUACCAGGCCCAAUGAAGAGUGGUCAUCGUGCCCCAGCGCCUGUUUACAAGAAUCAUGCGAGGACGUCGGCAAGGAACCUGUCAUUUGUAACACUCUGUUACUGAACUGUCAACCUAAAUGUAUUUGUUCCGAGGGCUAUUACAGAAACUCUACCGGCAUAUGUGUGUCUCCAGAUCAAUGUCCAUGUAAUUAAAAUGAUAAUUUUUAAUUAAUAAAAAGUUAUAUUUUUUUUAAGCAUUUAACUGCUAGAUGUUUAAAUAGUAAAUAAAAUACAAAUAUAGUGUUCUCAUUUUCUGUGUCUAUACAAUUUAUUUAUUAGAGAAAUUUUAAAACCCUCUAUUUAGAAAUACUUAUUGCUAGAGUUAUGGUUUGUUAUGUGUAUGUUCUGAUAGGAUUCUUCUUUGAUAUUCUUGUAUUAUCAUAAAUAAAAUUAUUGUAUAAUAAU